Messenger RNA from Salvia miltiorrhiza (redroot sage), 1974 nucleotides. Its product is annotated as pectinesterase-like. The transcript is spliced from 2 exons. NCBI's taxonomy places the organism in Eukaryota, Viridiplantae, Streptophyta, Magnoliopsida, Lamiales, Lamiaceae. Gene Ontology annotation, molecular function: pectinesterase activity; pectinesterase inhibitor activity. Bases 125 to 1780 code for a protein of 551 amino acids. Gene Ontology annotation, biological process: cell wall modification. The record is from RefSeq and is a predicted model, not a curated record.
AAAAGGGUUUUGCAAGAACAACUCUAAAAUUUUCCCUUCGAACUCACACAUAUAUCACCGAAAAAAUCAAAAUAAUUCAAAAUAAAUAAAUUGACAUAUAUAUAUAUAUAGGUGCAUACAAAAAAUGGGGGACGUGGAUGCGGACGCGGACGCGGGCACUGUGAUGGCCCUCAUUUUCUUCGGUCUCGUGUUGGUGGCAGUCAUCAGCGCCGCCGUCACCACCGCCCGGAACGGUGCCGGCCCACCGGAGGUAGCAUCCACCACUAAGGCUGUGGAGGCCAUCUGCUCCCCAACCCAAUACAAGGACACGUGUCAGGACAGCCUCUCCGACGCCAACACCACCGACCCCCGGAAGCUCAUCGAGACGGCGAUCGGCGUCGCCGUCGGCAGCAUCCGCGACGUCCUCACGAGCACGUCCGUCCUGCAGGAGGCGGCGAACGACCCCAUGACCAGGGGGGCGUUCGCCGUCUGCGGGGACGUGCUCGAGAAGGCCGCCGGCGACCUGCGCCGCUCCGUCGGCAAGGUCGACGCGUUCGACCCCGCCAGGGCGGGGGAGUACGUCGCCGACCUGCGGACGUGGCUGAGCGCCGUCGUCGCGAACCAGGAGACGUGCGUCGACGCCUUCGAGAACACCACCGGCGGCGUCGGGGAGAGGAUGAGGAAGCUGCUGAAGAACGCCAGGGAGCUCUCGAGCAACGGCCUGGCCAUGGUGACGGAUCUCUCGGAGUUCGUCGGCGGCGGCGGCGGCGGCCGGGAGGUAGCGGUGGAGGAGGGCGACGAAUUCGUCGGCAGGCGGCUGACGGCCACGGUGUCGUUGGAGCCGACGAUCGUGGUGGCGAAAGACGGCAGCGGCCAGUUCAAGACCAUCAACGACGCCAUCGCUUCGUUGCCGAAGGAGAACAAUGAUUCAUUCAUCGUGAUCCAUAUCAAGGCCGGCGUCUACAAUGAGAACGUCGAUAUCCCCAAAGGGCUCAAUAAAAUCGUGCUCGUCGGCGACGGGCCGACCGCCACCAGACUCACCGGAAAGAGGAGUAUGGCCGGAGGUCAUCAGACCUACUACACCGCCACACUCGCUACAAAUGGAGAUGAUUUCUUGGCCAAGGACCUCGCCGUGGAGAAUACGGCGGGGCCCGAAGGCUAUCAAGCCUUGGCCGUGCGAGUCUCCGGCGACCGGAGCAUCUUGUACAACGUCCACAUGGACGGUUAUCAAGACACCCUAUGCGCCGACAUCUAUCGCCAGUACUAUCGGAAUUGCACCAUCACCGGCACCAUCGACUACGUCUUCGGGAACAGCGUCGCCCUCUUCCAGGAUUGCACGUUCGUGACGCGGAAGCCCGGCCCGAGCCAGGAGUGCGUGGUGACCGCUCAGGGCCGGUUCGACCUAAAGAGCAACAGUGCCAUCAUAAUCCAAAACGGCCGGUUCAUCGCCGAACAGGCGUUCCUAGACGUGAAGCCGAAGAUCGCUUCGUACCUCGGCCGACCGUGGAAGGAGCUGUCCACGACCAUCAUCAUGCAAUCCGACAUCGGGGGCUUCAUCGAACCGGAAGGGUGGGCCCCGUGGAUCGGGGCCUACGGGCUCGACACAUGCUACUACGUCGAGUACGAGAACCGGGGACCCGGAGCGAAUAGAACGGGUCGGGUCACGUGGAAGGGCAUUCAAUCUUUGAAGGCGGAGCAGAUUAAUAGAUGGACCGGCGGAGUUGUCUUCGGCGACGAUGCUUGGAUCAAGGAUUCCGGCGUUCCGUACGUCCCGACAAUGAUGCAAGUUAAGAGACAUUAAUUUCAUGAGUUGCAUCUUGGGUUUUGUAAUAGUUUUAAUUCAGUUAUAGUAAUUUUUUUUGUAUGUUUUAUUCAGUGAAGAAAUUAGUAUAUAUUUUUUGUCUCGUCCGAAUCAUGAUUGCCAUCGAUAAUUCAAAUGCUAAAAUUCUAGAAAAAGGAGAAGGAUAAAAAAUGGGUCUCACUUUAUGUCCCACU